UCGUGUUCGGGACUUUCUUUGCCACCAGGUGAAAGGAAAAGUACAACAGAGCGACAACGAGCACGGAAUUGGAAAUAAGCUUAUAAAGUAGAGUAUUUUUAUGUAGUUUGCUCGUUGAAGUCUUUCUGGUUGGUGCACCGGCAAAAUCAUGAAGUGGUUCUUCGUUUUGAGCGGCUUAAUAGCAUACACAGGGAAGCCUGUGAGUACCUCCUGCCCAGUUCAGAUGAGCCCUUCUAGAGUGGUAGUGAGAUUUGAAGACCCCUUCUCAGUCAACUGCAGCUCCCCAUCUGACCACAUAGACUCAAUGGGCUGGGAGUCUAUAUAUGGCGUUGGCAUUGGAAGUACAGAUAAUGUGUCAUCUGUUUCCUUGAAAAUUAAGUCUGUAAAAGACUGGAACAUAGCACCAAUAUGCUUCAUGAAUUUCCUUGAUGGUACCCAGUGCACGGAACCUCUACCAGUCACAGUUUACAAAACUCCAGACACUGUCUCCAUGUGGACAAAUCACAAGGGCCUCAUGGUCGAGGGUGUGAAGUAUGAGAUGCAUUGUGACAUUGUUAAUGUUGCACCAGCAAAAAAUCUCUCAGUGCUGUGGUACAAAGGAAAUCAGAUCGUCUCUACUCACACAUUUAGCGAGUCCGAGCUGUCUCCAGUCAAUAAAUCACAUGUCUACCGUCUGAUUCCCCGAAGGGGUGAUAAUGGAUCUCCGAUCUGGUGUGAAGCAAAGCUGCAUUUUAGGCCAGCAGUAUCAAUUCCCACCGUUCGAUCAAACUCCUAUGAAGCGGUUGUACUGUACUCACCAGCCUUCACCAAUCCUGAAAAUGAGACGCUGGAACUCUCAUCUGGUAGUAAACUCAUUUUAAAUUGCUCUGCUACCGGAAAUCCAAUGCCUGUAUACAGCUGGGGUUUUCCACACGAGAUACAACAGACAACGAAGAUAAAUGAGAAUGAAUCCAUUCUCACACCGUCUAUUGGGCUUCCAGGAUCCUAUAACUGCACAGUGUCUAAUACCCGGGGCACCAGGACCAAAUAUUUCACUGUCAUCGAAGCUAAAAGGGAUCCCACAGUCAUUGCAGCCUUGGUUGGAGUAUUUGGGGUCCUGGGAGUCGUGGCCCUCGUUGCUGGUGCUUUUUUUGUGAAGAGUGACGGCACAUUUCCUUGUAACAAAGGCAGCUAUAUCAAAGGACAGCCUACCUCAUCGGGACCUGUAUGAGGCUGACUUUUUUUUUUAAUUGAAAUUUGCAUGGCUUUACAAUGAGAAAGGCGCAUUUUAAUGUUUUUGGGGCUUGGAAUAAUAUAUCAGUCAUGGCUCAUGGUCUGUUCUGCAUGCUGGUGGAUUUCUGCUUAUUCUUGGCCACUGCAACUUUAAGAAUACAUAAUCCCAUCAGCUGUCUUUAAAGAUCCACUAAUCAAUGUUGUUAUAUCAACCAACAGUACGUUUGCAUGCACCCAAGAAAACAAGUUGCUUAGAGAAACCAGGGUACUCAGUUAAUCGAGUUACAUGCACUGUAAAUCUCUAUAUACAUGCAGCAGACACCCAACCUUGUUUUAGAAGCAUGAAUCACUUAUUAUAGAUGUUGGAGUGAUGAGUCGUGAGUGAGACAUUGUCUCAGUUUCAUUUUGUACAUGCAUCACAUCGGUCCAUGUCGUUAACUCUUUUUUUCCAUCUUACCACUCACCACUGUGACAGCAGCAUUACUUAGGUGAAUGCAAACGCACUGACUGUAUGUAUGACUGUUGAACCCAGGACCAUUAACACUACAGCUCUACUUUUUUUUAUCUUCUUUUAGCUCAUAUUUUGGGUUUUUGGCUUGCACAUUUGCUGUGUUCUUCAGUCUGAGCCACUUUAUACAGCUGCACCUUGUACCAGCAGGAAGGAGUUUCCAACAUAAGUUCUGAUAAACCCACUGUAUGCUA
Centropristis striata (black sea bass) is the source of this 1914-nucleotide messenger RNA. RefSeq names its product vascular cell adhesion protein 1-like. Bases 149 to 1210 code for a protein of 353 amino acids. NCBI's taxonomy places the organism in Eukaryota, Metazoa, Chordata, Actinopteri, Perciformes, Serranidae. Gene Ontology annotation, molecular function: integrin binding. Gene Ontology annotation, biological process: cell adhesion. The transcript has 5 exons. The record is from RefSeq and is a predicted model, not a curated record.